AGCUGAACUGGCUAGCUAGAUAGCGAGUCAAACGUAAUCAUCUUGGGUUUCCUUGUUCUGGAACGGGAGAGGGGUUGGAUAUGAGGACUCGACCCGGACAAACUUGUCGCUUGGAUAAAACUGGCUGUCAAAGCAGCUUGUGCUGGUGAGACACAAUGAGCUGAAUUUGAGUACCGCUCAGAGCAUUUUCAAGACUGACGGUCACAAACAAAUCAAUGAACUGGUACAAGUACAAGCAGUACUGAGUACUGGUACCGGUAGCUGUACAUGUACCGGUGUACCGGUAGUUAUCGAUAGCGAUACCGGUGGUGAAGAGACUUAGCUUCCUUGUGAACUGUGAACCAUCAAUAAUAAAAACUGGCACAAGACAUUUAAACAUCUCAAGGAACACCAUUUCAGUACUUUACAGUACUGUGAGGAGGCCACGUGAUAGAAACAGCGCCCACAGCCUGCAAACGGCCACCAUCGCUCUGUGGCUGCACGGCUACACCAAUGCAACAAUAAUUUCCGCUCGAGAAAGAGGAACGUUGUGCCUGUCCUUACUACAAAGGAGAAGGGCUCACUCACUCUGCUGGUGGAGAAGCUGCCACCAAUCAAUCAACACCAUCAUGAUGUCACCUACUAGCAACGAAGACCAUGUGGACGAAGAGGACGAAGAGGACGAAGAGGCCAUGAGCAUCAUCAGCGAUGCCGCCGUGGCAGUCCCAAAGCGACAGAGGCUCCCCGUUACCCGCAAGUUGUCGUUUGGUUCCCAGGCAUCCAGAGCCGCCGCUGCUGCCUUGGCGUCGGUAGAUGACAACGACGACGAUGUCGAGGCGUUGCUGCCCAAAGAACCCAAACAAAAAGCUCGUCGUGUCGCAUCGGGUGGCGCUGCAGUGGCUCACGUUCCUCGACGCAAUAUCGUUCGAGGCACCAAGACGUUGGACGAAACCGAGGCCGAACAAGCUGCCUUGCAACAACGGACUCCCUAUUCCGAACGUCCGUCGGAGAAGAAGAAGAAGAAGAAGAAACCGCAGGCCGAGGAAGAGAGUCUUGUGAAGAAUCAAGCCCAAGUGGAAACAAACGAUAGUUCAGACGACGGUAGUGAUUCCAACAGUGUUGGUAGUGAUGUGGCUGUUACAGCACCAUCCAAAAAGAAAAGGUUACCAACGGGCGAAGUGAUUCCCAGCAAGCCAAGAGAUGUCGAACAAGGAUUUCGCCGCCAAGUCAGCAAGAAAGAGUCGUUUGAUUCGGCUGGUAGUGCUGAUGGAUUGCUCUUCCAUAAUAAAAAAGACCAACAAGCACAAGGGCCACCGCUGAUGAACCCCAAGAAACUGUCCAGUUUCGACAGCGUCAGUCGUCAUACGGAAACUACUCGCACUCUUCGGUCUUCCUUUGGAGAAUCGGACAGCGACGAUGUCAGGUCCUUCCGGUCGGGAUAUUCCAGGAAAACCACCACCACCAAUCGCUCCCACAAAACACUGGCCGAAAUUCGACGCGAAAAGGCAGCUCUCGAUAUGUCUAAUCAUUCCAACGAAGUCCCCAAAACUGGUUGUCUCGGAUUGUCCCGUAAUACCUGGUUGAUCAUUAUCGUCACGACAAUUGUUGGAUUUUCCGCUGGUUUUAUGUUUCCCAUUUGGCAAAAACAAAAAGACGUGGCGCAUCAAGACGAAUCAGUCGCCGACACCGAAACCAACGUACCCGCGACGUUGAAACCAUUUGAUCCCUCCAUUCUCUACUGGGGUGGAAGUGACGAACAAGACGAAGAAAAUUAUGGUAAUUACAGUUACCCGUCCCCCAUGGACUACCCAACCGCGGAACCCGAAGAGAUCAUUCCCAUUCCAUCGAUUGAUGUGCUUCAUUUGUUUGCCAACCAAUCCAUCCCGUUGCCGUCGCUCGAGAGUGCGCAGCACAUGGUUACAUUUGACCAAGAGCAUCUCGUUCGCACAGCCCAACUCUUUGUGCAAGGAAUGAUUCACAAAAAUGUCAAAAAACCCAUGUUGCGAGUCGAAAAGAUUCUUCAACCCGAAAAAGACGAAGGAGAAGAUUACGUCGUGCCGCACGGUGACACUCCAUUGCUCGCGUUUGAUGGUGAAGUGCCUUAUCCUACGACUCCUCGCGGCGACUCGAAUGACAAGUAUCCGCAAGGUGAUGUCCAGGAGUGGGAAGGGCGUCUCAAACACUACGGAAUCCACGAGUCGGAUGACACCACCCAACUGGAUGUCACCAAUGGAAUCUUGUACGUGGCACGAGGAAAUCACAUUACGGUGGUCGAUACCGAUGUGGGAACCGUCCGUGCCACCAUCUCCUUGCCAUCGUCUCCCUCGAACAAGAAAGGAGGAGCGCAAUUAUUGCGAGACGAGUGGUUGAUCCCCGCCGAAUCGGACGAAAACCCUCGUUGGAAACCGGCGCCGCCCUCACCGUUUAUUGAAAAACUGUUGCUAACAUCCUCUUUGGAUCAUUUGGUGGUCAUGGUAUCCAACUACACGUCAAUUCAUCAAGCGCGAGUCAAACCUCUCUUGCAAGAAUCUCUCGUGACCCAAGUCUUCACGUAUGAAUUGGUGCACAGAGGAAAUGUGACCGAGUGGACGUUGGUCGACGAGGAGCCCCAUGUUGUUCAUGGAAGAGUCCUCUAUGCCGCCCAAGUAAAUUUGAAUCAGCACAUUCACAUCGUCACGUCUUCGGCUGUUGAUACUUCUCGGCUGCUGGAAGAGCCACUCGAACGAAUGUAUUACCCCAAUCGCAAUGACAAGGUGUACGUCGACGAAGCCGUGGCUGCUGCCAAUGACAAGUACAUUCCACUCUUUGUGGAGCGCUUGCAAAAAGAACUUGUUGGCAUGAAUGGACCUGUCCAUUUCUCCUUGACACCCAUGGCCCAUUGGGUGACGGGAAGGGCCGAGUCGGAAGAAGAGCAGCAAUUGGAGGAGACCAUCAUGGCUCAGCAUCACUUACAAGAGGUGAUUGUGAUUACAUCACUUAGCAUAGUUCAAUCCAACAGUGGUGCGGCUUCCGCUAUCAUGCGUUCGGCUUCCAUUCGUCAAGAAAAAGCUGCCGGGUCAACUGCUCAGAAAUCGACCUCCGUGGUGCAAACUGCCUUCUUGGGACCUUCGGGAGUGGAUGUCGUUGGUUCCACAGACACGCACUUGACACUCACGGUACCUGGCUUCAAGUGGACCGGUGACAGGGUGUUCCAGGAAGCAACGCACAUGCUUCAAUGGGAACUUGGAACCAUUAGUCGACCUGGAUCAAGCCAACUUGCAGGCACCCGUUUCCAGGGUCUUGGAACGGUGCUGGGGCGCUUGGUCCAGUCGGCACGCCAAUCUUGCGAACGACGUGGCACAGAACUGCGAAUGGCCACCGUCCUUGCAUCACAAUGGCAAGUUGGAGUCAACGGCAAAAACGAGACAAUUGUGGAAGAGCGCUCGGUACGCAAAUCCUACCUUCAUGUCAUGGACGCGCAGACGUUGAGGGCUCGAUCGGGAUCACCACUGGAGCUGUUUGCCGGAGAAUCCACUUUGUUGCGUGCGGUGACCUACUUGGAAGAUGUCGCAUACGCAUUCCCAUUGGAGCCCGUUUCUUCCAGAGAUGUCGACAAGACAUCUGUUCAAGUGAUCGAGUUUGAUCGUUCACCAGAUCUCAUGUACGGGGUAUCGGUUGUAGCAUCGAUGAGGCCUGCUCCCCGUGGCUUUUCUCCACAUUUGCAUGAACUUCCAAUUGCCGAUAGCGAUCAAAAGUAUUUGGUGUCUAUCGCAGAGAACAUUACUGAGCACGGCUUGAGCAUGGGGUGGAUGGUUUCUUUAUGGGAUGCCACGGACGCUUCGAAACUGGUUCUGAUCAACCACCAGUCUCUGCAAGCUCCAACCACACUGACAGACUGGAAACCGCAAACCUUUCGCUUGACCCCCAGCGGCCAGCUAGUACUGCCCAUGACUGUCGAGUACAUUGGAGGCGCUGCUUCAGCCGAAACGAGGCCAACAGACAUGACUGGUUUUGUGGUUCUGAACGUAUCCGCAUCGGAGAUCGAGGAGCACGCACGAGUUGUGCAUGUCGAUGCGGUUUCGAGCAUUAGCGAAUGCACAGCGAGAGAUGGAGAAUGCCCACUGGAUGCGAGGAGUUUCUGGCUAAGCCCCUCGAUUCUGACGGUGGGAGGAAGCUCCGUGCAGCUGACCGGAAUCGACACCGAUGGCCAGUCUGGUGUGACUGAAUGGUCGCUUGGGCUUUCGUCCUUCCACAACAAGAUGUAGUGGAGGAGAUGCCACGACAUAUUGGCCUGUUAAGCGAUGACAAAAUGUGGUGGCUACCACCCAGUCUUACUUCAUAUUUUGUUGGAUACUUAGUUAUAAUUGAAUCUUAGUUUUAUUUCUCAAACCUGGUACAU
This is a messenger RNA of Seminavis robusta, 4357 nucleotides long. Lineage: Eukaryota; Bacillariophyta; Bacillariophyceae; Naviculales; Naviculaceae. The record is from the annotation of a GenBank genome assembly.